UCAGGGAUGCACCAAGGUGGCUGUCUCUCAAGAUGGUGAUGAUCGUGGAGAGUCUGUGUCUAAGGCUGGUCCAGAGAGGGUACACUCAAGGAAUGUUGCUGAAGGCACACGAAAGGAAUGAAGCAUCUUCUUGAGACCUAUUCAUCAUCCCACAGACUGCUACUACCUCGAGGGACCUUACUUUUAGGAUUUUGAUGUCAUUUGCCUAAAACUUUUGUGGAGCCCAGACAGGACUUUUUACUACCAAAUAAGAUAUUUCGUUUUUGUAUCCUGUAACCAUCCUGGUUAUCGUUUUAGCUGUUUUCCCCUGAGAAUCCCAGGCCACGUUUGUUACUACUGUUCUUUUUGUGUACACUUCAAAAUGAUUGACUUAAGCUUCCUGACAGAGGAGGAACAAGAUGCCAUUUUAAAGGUUCUGCAGCGGGAUGCAGCCCUGAAAAGGGCUGAAGAGGAGAGAGUCAGACAUUUGCCUGAAAAAAUUAAGGAUGACCGACAACUAAAGAAUAUGAGUGGCCAAUGGUUUUAUGAAGCUAAGGCCAAAAGGCACAGGGACAAAAUCCAUGGGGCUGACAUCAUCAGAGCAUCCAUGAGAAAGAAGAGGCUCCCAGUGGCAGCUGAGCAGAGUAAGGACACAGCAAUGAGGGCAAAAGAAAGCUGGGUGAAUAAUGUCAACAAAGAUGCUUUCCUUCCCCCAGAGCUAGCUGUUGUGGAAGAGCCAGAAGAUGACACAGCUCCAGCAGGCCCAAGUUCCAAUGUGGUGGAUCCAGCUUCCAGGGUGAUUGAUAUGUCCCAGGAAAAUACAAGGGAUCCAGCUGUGUCUCUGCCCAAGCAAAGGAAGAAUCCAUUUAACAACUCCAAGCUGCCAGAAGAUCACUCACCGCAACAAACCAAAAAUGAGCAGUCAAAAACUGGAAAAGGUGGUUUAUUUCAGAUUUCAAAAGAGGAUAAAUUAUCAGAAUCAAAAGAAAAGACAGAUAUCCCCGAUAUUUCAAGUCAGAAGUUAGAGACACCAAAGCAACCCAUGUCCAUGGCAUCUGAAAAGGGGUCUCAAAUCAAAGCUCCAAUCCCCAAGGCCAGAAAAUUGAUCCACAAAUCCAGCGACUUAAAAACAGAGGAUAACCAGUCUUUUCCUAGACAAAGGAGGGACUCCCUGAACGCGAGAGGGGCGCCAAGAGGGAUCCUAAAGCGCAACUCCAGUUCCAGUAGCACAGACUCAGAAACUCUCCGUUUACAUUACAAUUUUGAUCCAAAAAGCAAAAUCCUAUCACCUGGCCUAACCAUCCACGAGAGAAUUUCUGAGAAGGAGCACUCUUUAGAGGAUGACUCUUCCACAAACUCCCUGGAGCCAUUAAAGCACGUGAGAUUCUCUGCAGUGAAGGACGAACUUCCUCAGAGUCCUAGACCUGCUCUUGGCCAGGAAGUAGGAGAAUUUACUGUUUUAGAAAAUGACAGGUUACAAAAUGGUACAGAAGAUGCAGGGGAUGUAGACGUGGUUCAGGAUCACCAAAAGCCCUCCCACAAAAAGCCUUUGUCUCUUUAUCAGCCAAUGUCAAGCCCAAGUGUUUCAGAAAGGGAGACACACCAGCCAAUGUCUUCUGGGUCUGUUCCAAGUGAUGGGCUCCCUUGUCACUCAGACAUUCUACCCACAAGACCACAGCCUGCUGAGAACUCACCCAUCAUCAGUGAAUGCCAAGAUAAAUCACCACAUCUAACAAGACUUGAAUCAGAAUUGUCUGGAAGCCCUGCGGACGAACUGACACCUUGUGUUGAGCCUGAGUCAUCUCAGACAUCAGAUCACAGUUUUAGAGACCAUCAGCAAGGUAAGCCCCUUCUCAUGGCUCUCAAUGCUCAGACAUCCUCGUACUUGGGUCCAUGCGCUACUGAGAUAAGGAAGACAACUGAUGAUUCCAUAUCUAAAGUCCUAGACUGGUUUAACCGGAGUUCUCAUACAGAGGACAGUAUGUCACCCCUCCAACAUCUCCAGGGAAUAGAUCUCAGACAGCAAACAGACUCAAAACCACAGAUUACUAUUGCCUCGAUGACAGACAACACCUGUGCAAAAGAUGACUCAAAGGUCCUACCAGCAAUUAAAAUUAAAUUGAAGCCUGUGAGGUCUGAUUUGACAUUCCAAGAAGAGGGAGAUGUCCCAGUGUCCGAAACUUGCCGAGACAGCGAUGUACUUCUCAAAUCUAACUUUGCAAAUCUGUCCCAACAAGGCACCCCAAAGGAGGGUCUGGAUACACGGCAACCAUCUGAGAGCUACAGAACCCCAAGUCAAAGGGGUGGAAGUAUGGAUUGUAGCCAAGGUUCAGAGAGUACAGGAGAGGGAUGCGGGACAGUUCCUCCAAACAGUAACGACCGCCUCAGUGCUCUGAAGAGAUCUGUAGCAGAACCCCAAGUUCCACAGAACACUAAGCACACUGGCAGCUUAGGUAAAGAAGAACCCGAAGUUCAUGUGCCCUGGAAAAGCAAAGGGAACACACAUUUGAGCGCUGACUCUUCAGUAAUUGUUCUAGAACAUAAUUCAAAAGAUGAUGUGGAGGGAAAGAGCAAAACCAGAAAUGCAUCUAUCCUAAAACCAUCCCCAGAGCCAGGGAAUAGUGAGUUGCCACUUGGUGCUGCCAACAGUGGAUCUUCUUGGAAGAAGCCUGAGGGCCAAGAAGAAGCCAGUGAAGGUCCCCAAAACCAAGUGCUGAGAGAGAAAUACAAGACAGUGAGUGACAGAAUAUCCUUUUGGGAAGGAGAAAAGGCUGGUGCUAAGAUAAAGGCAAAAGAACUCACAUCUUGCAGCCAGGAGCCAUCUGCUGCCAAAGCAUACAAGCCUGUGAAGUCACAGGUCAAGUUCACGGGCAGUUUAUCUCCAGGCCAGAGUGACUAUAGCCAAGUAACUGCUAAGAGAGUGGUCCUUGAUGAGGAUGACCAAACACCCCAUCUCUCCAGUUUUUAUUCCUCAAAUAAACCUAAAACAACCAAACCCACAAUAUCAGGUCCAUCCAAUAACUAUUCUGCAGCUGAACAAUCAGAUACAGUGUCUCCACUUCAAACUACUGGUCAUGAAAUACACCCUUCCUUGGAGAAAGACAGAUUUGUAAUUGAUAAAUCAAAUGCCAACUUUAAAGUUCUGUCCCUAAGAGAAAGAAUGGAUGAACCCAAUACAGAACAAGUCUAUAAUCAUUCUCAGUUUGAGAAUUUGAGAAAGUUCUGGGGCCUGGGAGCUAAUCUAAAUAAUAAAGAUAGUGAUAAUAAUAACACUGCAACACACAAACAAAAUUCUGUGCCAUUUAAUAGCCCCAAAUCCAAGGAGUUUGAGAGCAUGAACUCAUCAAGAGAAAAUACCCGUGAAGUAGGGGAAGGAAGACAUUUAAGAUGGGGAAAUAUUAUGGCAGUGGAAGAGAUGGGGAAAUUAAGUUCAAAGUGCACAUUCCAAGCACCAACAGAUGAAGCCAUACCUCCACAAAAACCACCCAGAAAGUUUACUUACCAUUUGGUAGGAAAUGAGUCUUCAAAGGAAAAUGUGGAGGAAAAUAUGGAAUGUUUUGUGAUUCCAGUGAUUAAAGAGGGAAAGGAUUGCUCUGAUCCAGAAAUUCAAGAAUCCAUAGUGAAAACAAGCGUUUUGCCUAAAGUCUCCAAAGACACGUUCAAUGACAGGUUACAGAAGUGGCAGGGAGAAGGCCCGUUGCCAGCAAUCCAGACUUCUGGCAAGAAAGUUCAUGAAGAGCAAGCACUCAAAGUGGGUGUUUCUGAAAACAGGACAUGGUCUCAAAAGAAAAGUUUUGCUGAGGAUGAGGAAGAUGUCACAGGGCCCAAGAAGAGCCCUAAUGAGCAUCUAGAUGAAGUAGCAGUGUUUCCAAAGGCUCAACAGAACUCCAGUGUGGAUCAACUGAAGGAAGCAACUAGAACUUCAUCGGCUGCCUUACAAUCCCCAUUGGAACCUGUAACUCCUAGACCCAACUCCCCAUCUAAAGACGGCAGAUCAUUUGAAAAGUGGAUGAAACAGAAGCAUGGUCCUUCAGCAGAUCAGAGAGAUAUAAUAGCUUCCUUUCCACAGGGUGUUAAAACUUCAGGAGAUAUGACUCUCAUCCAGAAGGCUGAACGUCGUAACACAGAAGGUAUACCCCAGUCAGCUGCAGAAGGGUCUCCUCCAUUGGCCCAGUCUUCCUAUUCUUUUGAGGGACUUUCCAAUUCUCCAGCAGAUAUGUCUUUAUCUUGGGAUACUCAUCUUGGAUCCCAGGAUGGCACAUUGCCUUCUCAGAGGGAAAUCUCAGAGGUUAUAGAGAAAGUGGCUUUUCCUUCCAAACCGACAAUGACUGAUGUAAAUGCUGUUUUACUGAGGCUACUCAGAGAAGCUGGAGAAAUGAAAGCCAAACUUCCUGAGAGAGUGCCAGCAGCAGGUGUUAGACCCUCAAGUCCUCAGAGAGUGAGCCCUGCUAUGGAUGCUGUUGUUCCAAAUAAGAAGGACUGCCAUUCCUUUUACACAGUGCCUGAUACAGCUCAUGAAGGUGGAUCUUACUUAUCUGCCAGAAUGUCACCAUCAGAACAUCUCAUUAGGUCACCUGAUUCUACUGUAACUCAGCAUUGUCAGGAGCUCCUUCAGGAAGUGGCAGAGACAGUGAGGGAAACGGUUAUUCAGCCCAAGUUAGAGUCCCUUGAAUUUAGGGCUGGCUUGGAAAAACUAUGGAAGGAAACACUAGAAACUUCCCCGUCAAAAGAUGAAAAGGAUACAGAGACUAUUUCUCCAUCAGCUGUAACAGGUAGUUGUGAGAUGUCCCAGCAACUUGCUUCUGAAUUCCAUCCUAAAGAAGUACAAGAAACUGUAGAGAAGGCUGAGGCUCCAUCAGUGACUCAGAGUACCUUUGAUGCUGGUUUUGAGAAACUUCUUAAAGAGAUGUCUGAAGGACCUUGUCGGCUCCAGCUGUCACCUAAAGAAGAUACUAUGGAGAAGCAGCCUUUACAGGCAGAGCAGGCCUGGUUCUUGGAGGCAAUACCCCAUCCUGAUUGGGAUGCCUCGGGAACCUCUAAAAUGAAGGCUGAGUGUAAUGGUUUGGAAUCCCAAGUCAACCGGUGUGAUCAACUAUUAGGAGAUGAAGUUAUGACUGGUCCAUCAAUAGAUGUUCGGGGUUACACAAGUGGGUUUGGGGUCCCUGAACACUCACAACUUUAUGAAGACUAUGAAACAGAGACCGCUGAAACAGUGCAAUCUGUAGAGGAUGGAGGCAGAGAAAGGGCUGUUGCAGGAGAGCCGUGGGCUCCCCAGGAACUGGGCUUUGAAGAGGCGCCCAAAGAAGUUAGUGUGUCCAGAAACCAGCAGUCUAUUGCUCUCCUGGAAACAAAAGGAAGACCUACAAAAAUGAGCAAAGUUGAAUCAAUACUAGCAACACCAUACAAGAGACAAGAGAAAGAGCAAAGACUGGAAGCAAGCUCUGAAUCUGAGUUUUCAGAUGGGAACACCAGUUCUAAUGGGGAGAGCUGGAGAAAUACCUCCAGUUCAGAAGAAGAACACAGUCCUGUUUUGAAAACUUUGGAAAGGAGUGCUGCUAGGAAAAUGCCUUCCAAAAGUCUAGAAGACAUUUCAUCAGAUUCAUCAAAUCAAGCAAAAGUAGAUAAGCUGCCGGAAGAAUUAGUAUGUAGUGCUGAAGAUGAUCAAAAAGCAGACCAGGAGCCAGAUACAAAUGAAUGUGUACCAGGAAUUUCCACAGCGCCUUCACUGCCUGAUAAUCGGCUUUCCCACCCUGACCAACUCAAAAGGAUGAGCAAGUCUGUGCCAGCAUUUCUUCAAGAUGAGAGUGAUGACAGAGAAACAGAUACAGCAUCAGAGAGCAGUUACCAGCUCAGGAGAUACAAGAAGAGCCCGAGCUCAUUAACCAAUCUUAGCAGCUCCUCUGGCAUGACGUCCUUGUCCUCUGUGAGCGGCAGUGUGAUGAGCGUUUACAGUGGAGACUUCGGUAACCUAGAAGUGAAAGGAAGUGUUCAGUUUGCAAUCGACUACGUGGAGUCCCUCAAAGAGCUGCAUGUUUUCGUGGCCCAGUGUAAGGACCUAGCAGCAGCGGAUGUUAAAAAACAGCGCUCAGACCCCUAUGUAAAGACCUAUUUGUUACCAGACAAAGGCAAAAUGGGCAAGAAGAAAACACUCGUAGUGAAGAAGACCUUGAAUCCUGUGUACAACGAGAUAUUGCGGUAUAAAAUUGAAAGACAAGUUUUAAAGACACAGAAGUUGAACCUGUCCGUUUGGCAUCGGGACACAUUUAAGCGCAACAGCUUCCUGGGGGAGGUGGAACUUGACUUGGAAACAUGGGAUUGGGACAGCAAACAGAAUAAACAACUCAAGUGGUACCCUCUCAAGAGAAAGACAGCACCAGUUGCCCUGGAGACAGAAAACAGAGGUGAAAUGAAGCUAGCUCUCCAAUAUGUUCCAGAGCCAAGCCCAGGCAAAAAGCUUCCUACAACUGGAGAAGUCCACAUCUGGGUGAAGGAAUGCCUUGAUUUGCCUCUGCUGAGGGGGAGCCACCUAAGUUCUUUCGUUAAAUGUACCAUCCUUCCAGAUACCAGCAGGAAAAGUCGCCAGAAGACAAGAGCUGUAGGAAAAACCACCAACCCUGUCUUCAACCAUACCAUGGUGUAUGAUGGGUUCAGGCCUGAAGACCUGAUGGAAGCCUGUGUAGAACUCACAGUCUGGGACCAUUAUAAACUAACCAACCAGUUCCUGGGAGGUCUCCGGAUCGGCUUUGGAACAGGAAAAAGCUACGGGACUGAAGUGGAUUGGAUGGAUUCUACUUCCGAGGAAGUUGCUGUCUGGGAGAAGAUGGUGAAUUCUCCCAACACUUGGAUUGAAGCAACACUGCCCCUCAGGAUGCUUCUGAUUGCCAAGAUUUCCAAAUGAUCCUGCUCAGCUGAUUCUGCCAUCAAAAACUACUUCCCAGGUGGAGCUGAGCUUGAGAGUUCCGACCUUGAGGACAAAUACCCUCACCCCUCGUCACUAAUGAUUGCUAUGCAAGCAUCCCCAAGUCAAUUUGCAUGCAUUGCUUUGAUUGCACGGCUCAAGAGAGCUAAACAGUGCCCAACAAGAUGUGUGAUGCCAACAUCCGAUAGUUGAACAAGCUAGGGAAAUUGAACUGUUGCUUCCACACCAAAGAAAAAGUCACCCUUACAGGUUUCACACCACAAUGGUGAACUGUGUGGCUUGCAAUUUGGUUAUUCAAAUGCUUGCUGGGCAUAUAAAUAGGAAGAUUACGGGCAAAGCGACCAAAAGAGACUCCUGGGAUGGGGUGGAGAGAGGGAGAACAGCAGCGAUGACAGAGAACUUCAUAAUAAGACAACUAUUUACUUGGUAACCUCUAAUAAGACAUUGAAUUCCAUCUUAGGGCAGCAAGACUGACUUUACUGCCCAUAAAUCUGCCUUGAGAAACCCUGCCCCACCCCACCCCGCCCUCUGAAUCUCAAAUGGACUUUGGUGCCACCUACUGGUUGCAUAUGGAAUUGAGCUCUUGGCUUAUUUUGGCUUAAUUUGUGCUAAAAGGGAUGGCAAGUCUGUAUUUUAUAACAAUUUGCUAAAAUAUUGCAUAUAAUUGACUGUUUUUCUUAUAAUUUUACUAUAUGGACACAGAGUAAAAGUAGUCACAGAUAUGCUUUGCUACAAAGUUUUAAUUAGAAUAUAAAUUGUCAAUUUUAUUGUACUUCCUAUGUAUAAUUUUCUUAAGGUAUUUUGUAAAAAUCCUUAGAAUAAAUUAUCAUGAUUUAAAUUG
Messenger RNA from Peromyscus eremicus (cactus mouse), 7739 nucleotides. It is a transcript of the gene Sytl2, whose product is annotated as synaptotagmin like 2. NCBI's taxonomy places the organism in Eukaryota, Metazoa, Chordata, Mammalia, Rodentia, Cricetidae. Gene Ontology annotation, biological process: intracellular protein transport; exocytosis. Gene Ontology annotation, cellular component: exocytic vesicle; plasma membrane. The transcript is spliced from 19 exons. Gene Ontology annotation, molecular function: neurexin family protein binding; small GTPase binding. The record is from RefSeq and is a predicted model, not a curated record. The coding region runs from base 362 to 6877 and encodes 2171 amino acids.